This is a messenger RNA of Ictalurus furcatus (blue catfish), 5828 nucleotides long. RefSeq names its product ankyrin repeat and FYVE domain containing 1 (gene ankfy1). The record is from RefSeq and is a predicted model, not a curated record. The transcript is spliced from 25 exons. NCBI's taxonomy places the organism in Eukaryota, Metazoa, Chordata, Actinopteri, Siluriformes, Ictaluridae. The coding region runs from base 60 to 3575 and encodes 1171 amino acids. Gene Ontology annotation, molecular function: protein binding; metal ion binding.
CGUCCUCUCGCGAUACUCACCUCUUCUCGCGAGAACACACAACCAGCCGCGGAUCCAACAUGGCGGAAGAGGAGGUGCAGAAACUGCAGAAGCACCUGUCCCUGCUGCGGCAGGAGUACGUCAAAAUGCAGCAGAAACUGGUGGAGACGGAGAGGAGGUGCUCCCUGCUGGCGGCGCAGGCCUCUGGUCACGGCUCCUCCUCGUCCUCCUCCUCACAGCCCAGUGACUCCUUCAUCAGCCGCCUGCUGGCCAUCGUGGCUGAACUUUAUCAGCGAGACCAGUACAGUGACCUGAAGGUGAAGGUUGGACAGGAGCAGCUGAGUGCCCAUAAGUUUGUCCUGGCAGCACGCAGUGAUGUCUGGAGCCCAGCCAACAUGGCGUCCACGUCCGAGCUUGACCUGUCAGAGGCCAAGCCAGAGGUUGCCAUGGCAAUGCUACGCUGGGCUUAUACGGAUGAGCUAGAGCUGUGUGAAGACGACACCUUCCUCAUUGACCUGAUGAAGCUGGCCAACCGCUUCCAGCUUUACCUUCUACGAGAGAGAUGUGAGAAAGGAGUGAUGUCGUCAGUAAACGUGAGGAACUGCAUUCGGUUCUACCAGACGGCCGAGGAGUUGGACGCCACCACGCUGAUGAACUACUGCGGUGAAAUCAUCGCCAGCCACUGGGACGAUCUGAGGAAAGAGGACUUCAGUACAAUGAGUGCUCAGCUGCUGUAUAAGAUGAUCAAAUCCAAAACGGAGUUUCCUCUACACAAAGCCAUUAAAGUGGAGAGGGAGGAUGUGGUCUUCCUGUAUCUUAUCGAGAUGGAUGCUCAGCUGCCAGGGAAGCUGAAUGAGCUGGACAAUAACGGAGAUCUGGCUCUGGACCUGGCCUUGUCCAGAAAACAGGAGAGCAUCGCCACAACCUUGGUCAACAACAAGGCAGAUGUAGACAUGGUGGAUCAGAGUGGCUGGAGCCUCCUGCACAAAGCCAUCCAGAGAGGAGAUGAGUUUGCUUCCACCUUCCUGAUCCGCCACUCAGCUCAGGUGAACGCAGCUACAGUCGGGGCAGUGGAGACGCCGCUGCACUUGGUCUGCUCCUUCAGCCCAAGGAAACACAGCGCUGAGGUGAUGAGCGGCAUGGCCCGCAUCGCAGAGGCCUUGCUCAAAACCGGCGCCAACCCCAACAUGCAAAAUAGCAGAGGACGAACACCUUUACAUGAAGCAGUGCUGUCAGGAAACGAACCCGUGUUCAACCAACUCCUGCAGUGCAAACAGCUGGACAUGGAUCUGAAAGACCAUGAGGGGAAUACCGCUCUGUGGCUGGCCCUGCAGUACAUUACAGUAGCAUCUGAUCCCUCCAUUAACCCCUUCGAUGAUGACGCCCCCAUCGUUAACGGCACCUCAUUCGAUGAGAACAGCUUUGCAGCUCGGCUUAUACAAAGAGGAAGCGACCCCAAUGCUCCGGACGCCUCAGGAAACUGCCUCAUUCAGAGAGCAGCUCUUGCAGGAAGUGAGGCAGCUGCCAUCUUCCUGACCACCCAUGAAGCAAAGGUCAAUCAUACCAAUAAAUGGGGAGAAACUCCCCUGCACACAGCGUGUCGCUGCGGAUUAGCAGCUCUGACGGCUGAGCUUCUGCAGCAGGGAGCCAAUCCUAAUCUUCAAACCCACACUGCCUUGCCUGACGCAGGGGACCGGAGCCAUGGUGGCUCCUUACAGAGCCCUCUGCACAUGGCCAUCGUUCACAACCACCCAGACGUGGUGUCUGUCAUACUAGAGCAGAAAGCCAAUGCGCUGCAUGCCACCAACAACCUACAGAUCAUCCCAGACUUCAGCCUUAAAGAUUCCUUGGGCCAGACUGUGCUCGGACUUGCUCUCUGGACAGGAAUGCACACUAUUGCUGCACAGCUCCUGGGCUCAGGGGCAGCUAUUAAUGACACCAUGUCAGAUGGCCAGACUCUUCUCCAUAUGGCCAUCAAGAGACAGGACAGCAAGAGUGCCCUCUUCUUGCUAGAGCACCAGGCAGACAUCAAUGUAAGGACACAUGAGGGUCGGACAGCCCUGCAGCUGGCCAUCAGUAACCAGCUCCCCUUGGUGGUGGAUGCUAUCUGUACACGUGGAGCAGACAUGUCCGUGGUGGAUGAGAAGGGAGAUCCUCCACUGUGGCUUGCCUUAGAGAACGGUCUGGAGGAUAUUGCCUCAACAUUGGUCAGGCAUGGUUGUGACGCAACAUGCUGGAGUACGGGACCGAGUGGGUGCCAGCAAACGUUGCUGCACAGAGCCAUCAAUGAGAACAACGAGGUCUCCGCCUGCUUCCUUAUACGCAGUGGCUGUGAUGUGAACAGUCCUCGGAGGCCUGGUACAAACGGGGAGGGAGACGAGGAGGCGCGGGAUGGUCAGAGCCCUCUGCACCUGGCCUCCUGCUGGGGCCUUGAUGAGGUGGUGCAGUGCCUUCUGGAGUUCGGAGCCAACGUUAAUGCACAGGAUGCCGAGGGCCGGGCGCCAAUCCACGUGGCCAUCAGUAACCAGCACAACGUGAUUAUCCAGCUUCUCAUCUCACACCCAGACAUCCGGCUGAACCUGAGAGACCGACAGGGCACGACGCCAUUUGCCUGCGCUAUGACUCACAAGAACAACAAAGCAGCAGAAGCCAUCCUCAAAAGAGAGCCUGGAGCAGCCGAGCAGGUUGACAACAAGGGACGUAACUUCCUUCACAUAGCUGUGCAGAACUCGGACAUUGAGAGUGUGCUUUUCUUGAUCAGCGUGCAGGUUAACGUUAACUCCAGGGUGCAGGAUGCAGCCAAACUCACACCACUGCACCUCGCUGUGCAGGCCGGCUCAGAGAUCAUUGUGCGCAACUUGCUUCUAGCAGGCGCUAAAGUGAACGAGUUGACUAAACACCGUCAGACGGCUCUACAUUUGGCGGCGCAGCAAGAUCUGGCCACUAUUUGCUCCGUGCUGAUCGAAAACGGUGUCGAUUUUCCAGCUGUCGAUGAGAAUGGAAACAAUGCUCUACACCUAGCUGUGAUGCAGGGUCGUCUGAAUAACGUGCGAGCUCUUCUCACCGAGUCAAACAUCGACGCAGAAGCCUACAAUGUCAGGGGCCAGUCUCCAAUGCAUGUUCUUGGACACUAUGGGAAGGAAAAUGCAGCAGCCAUCUUUGAGCUCUUCUUGGAAUGUAUGCCAGAGUAUCCUCUGGAUAAACCGGAUAGUGAAGGGAAUACAGUUCUUCUGUUGGCCUAUAUGAAAGGAAAUUCUAAUCUCUGUCGCGCCAUCGUGAGGGCCGGAGCUCGUCUGGGCGUCAACAACAAUCAGGGCAUAAACAUUUUCAACUAUCAAGUGGCCACUAAGCAGCUCCUCUUCCGCCUUCUAGAUAUGCUCUCCAAAGAGCCCCCAUGGUGCGACGGCUCCAACUGUUACGAAUGUGUUGCCAAGUUUGGAGUCACUACAAGAAAGCAUCACUGCCGUCACUGUGGCCGCUUGCUCUGCCACAAGUGCUCCAUCAAGGAGAUCCCCAUCAUCAAAUUCGACCUGAACAAGCCAGUCCGCGUGUGUGAUAUCUGCUUCGACGUGCUAACUUUGGGUGGAGUUUCCUAACGCACUAGCAGGGCAUGAGUGGUGCACACACACUAAACUGGACCGUGGUGGUUUAAAAAGGUGGGAAGGGAAGGGAGGGGGGGGAGAAUGGACUAAAUGUAUGGACCACAAUUUUUACUACUAUUGCAGAGAUUUCUGAACAAAACAACUGUCUAUGUAUGUUCUAGUACCAACAUCUAUUAAGGAUCAAAAUUAAAGUAGUGCAGGAGUUCUUAACUCUAAUCUUGAGGACCCUGUGUUUCUGUGACGCGCCCAUUAUUUAAGGAAAAAUCCACCCUGAAUGGACACAUCAGUGUUUAUAAUCAAUAUGCCAUCUUCACUUAGGAUUGCUGUAUUUUGGGUUGAACUUUAAAUCGACACGGUAUUUUCACUUAAACAUUACUCACAAUGCCGUUUGAAUACCUUCUGAUAGUAGUGCCAGAGGGAAUUCAUUUCUACCUAAAGAGAGUGAUGCAGAAGCGCUUUAGUCCUCUAGUCUGUCCAGCUCGCUCAUCUAUAAACACCUCUACUCAAACCGAAUCUAACAAAGGUUUAUUGUUUGAGACAACACUGCCGUCACCACCAUCGUGUUUGUAGAUCUCGAAGAAGCUGAGCCGGGUCUCUGGCGUAACUCUGCGCAUUGUAUUCUGGAACUUUGAGUCCAACGUUUUGCUGUCUCUGCUAUUUCUAUGCGAGUGAGAAAAGAAUCUCUUGCUAAGGCACAAAGAGAGAUGCCUCACUGUUUUCCCAUAUGUUUGAGAUCACUCCUCUCUACGCCCCCCCCCCCCCCAAACAGAGCGACAUACUAUUACUAACUUUUCACAGGAAUAACAAAAAUACAGCACUAACCAACAAACUAGCAUCAGAAUCUCUAAGCACAUUAGAGAUCCCAUUAUAAACCUGUAUUUAAUGUGUUUCAGGGUGAAGUUUUCCUUUAAUGACAUGUAGGGGUAUGGGGUCUGCACGAUUGGAGUUAAGAACUUCCGCAGUAGCAGAACGCUAUUGAAGUAGACUUAGGUGUUGUAGGUGCCAGGCUUGAAGAACGAAACUGAUAAUGGGGGAAGCUGCGGAGGGAAUGACUAUACAUCUGUAGAACUUUAAUUACAAAAUCGACCUUAGUGUAAAACACCACAUAACGUAGAUUUAAAGAUUAUUCCAUUAGUGAGCAUUGAACAUGAAGGACGAUGGAAUCUGAAUGAAGACUUUAUCCACGAUCGGAUAAUUAGCCGUUCCUCUCGAGAGGGUUUAAAGCCUUAAUCACAUUGGCCUGAGUGAUGCUUUUUGUUUAAUCUAAAACAAGGAGCGUUUACAAACCUUUACUAUAUAUUUUUUCUUGCACCUGUCUAUAAGGUCUACAGAGGGAAUUGUCACCCCGAAGGCCUCAAAAUAACGAAACACAAGGUUGACUUGACGUCAAGCACAUUUCAGUAAAUGAUAUGAUUUUUUUUUUACUUUUGGUCUUCUGUUAUUUAACCCUUGUUGUGCAUCAGUUCAUGAUCAUAAAUCAGUGAGGAAUCCGCAUAUUAAAUGCACUUCCAUUUUAUUCUUCCAUUUACGUUUUUGUUUUGUAUUUUCACAGAACAUUCGCAGCUGAACAAAGUCUCUCUUUCAUUUUCUGACCCGAACAAAAAAACUAAACUUUACUAUUACCAAGCAAACCGAGGUUUUAGGUGCAGAGGUAUGACGAGUUGCCUACUAUGCAUAUGCACAUUUAUCAUUUUAGCACUGUCCGAAUCAUUCCCAAUCACCAAAGCAUACAUUCCAUUUAAUCUAUGGCAUAUUACUCAAUUUUGGUAAAUCAUGCUAUCUUUUUUUUUUUUUUUGUGGGGGGGGGUAUUUUUAUUAUAAUGAUUAUUUUUUUUUAAUCUUUAGAUUUGCCUGUGACAUGUUAAGUUUGACCGUAUUAUGUUUUUAAACUCUUUCUUCUGAAAAGCUAAACAGCUGCACUUUAUCAUACUGGAUUUUUUUUUUUCCCUGAUCGUACAAAAAGAGUAUGUGACAUUCAAGGUCAGAGAGUCCGCAGUCCAUUCUAGGUUAUGUUAAAUUGUACAGCUAAUUGUAUACUAUUUUUGACCACUACAACUGUUUUGUACUUAAAUGCAAGUUGUGCUCUUUUGCCUCUGUCCAAUCUCUUAUGCACACUAUAUAUUGUAUCUGUAUGCUCAGAUAUCUAGCCUGUCACUUCCUCUAGUAUCCUUUUCAAGAAAGGGAGGACAACUUUACAUUAAGGUCAUCAGACGAUUAAAAACAAACAAUUAAAGCGAGUUGUAUUGA